CAUAUAAAGUUUUAUUCUAUAGCCAACACUGGAUCCUCUAAACCAGAGGUUUUCAAACUUUGUUGUGUCAAGGACCCCUAAAAUUGAUACACAUUAGGUCACAGACCCACAUAUGAUAAGGUUUUGCUUCAGGGACCUCCAUCUAAAAUUUGUUUGGUUGUUAGAUAUUAUUCAGACCAGAUUAUAUUGUCAACUACAGUGGAGGAGAUAACUGGGUAGGAGGAGGAGGUUCAGAAGUAGAGGUCCUCUCUUUUAACACAAAGGUUUAUUUCCAAAACUCAAACUGCAGUUAAACAAAGGAGGGAGCAAACUCACGUGGGUUUAAAUCUGAAAGAAACAAAUACAAAAUUAGAACUUCAGUCAAAUUAGAAAAACGUUCAUCUUCAUAAAGGGAAAAUAACGCUCAAAGUUGAGCUAAUAACGUACAGGAUAAACUAAAGAGAAAGAAACUGCUUACCAGCACUGCCACCCCAUGGGAUGAUGAAGAAAGAAUGAGUGCAAUGGUGUUCAGGGUUUAUGAAGGGGCGAGCAAGUGAAGUCAGUCAGGUUAAUGAGUGAACAAAGAGUGAAAGGAACCAAUUGACGAAAGGGGAGGAAAGGAAGUGAGGUAAGCGAGGAAAAGUAGUGUCAAAAUAAAGAAAAAUAGAAAUCUUUACUACAAGAAUAAUCACUCUCAUGUCUUUUACUCACACUGGGGUUAAUUAGAUAGUGGAAAUAAACUAUUCCCCACUGUCAAGGGACCCACUGCAUUUCUCUCAAGGACCCCUGGUUGAGAGCCACUGCUCUAAAUAGCGGAGCAGCUCCCCCGAAGAUGAUUACCAAGUAUGAAACCCCACCAGUUAACUAAUUUCAUUGUCCAAAAUGUUGCAAAGUCAAAACAAGCUCUGAAACACCAGGAGAAAGACUAAGAGAUAGAAGUGCCUGUAAAGUAAUCUGCUGUGCACUGCUAACCAAAUCCCUACAAUUUCCACAAAGCUGCAAAGCCUUUUUACUUAUCAUGUUGUAACAAAACAAAAUAGAAAUUAGAUACUUGGAUGCUUGAAGCUUAUAGUGCAGUGUCAACGGUGGCACCUCCACUGCAUUCUUUUGUGAAUGGCACAGCAGUGAAUGUCUUCGGUAUGUAGUGCCAAAACUCAUGGCCUUUUGUAACAACAUGCUGAGAGCACGAAGUGUUGAGAUGAAUCUACUGUGCCUGCGGUUGUGUGGCAACUCUAUUCUCCUCUACACUUGCUAAUCCCAUAGGGUCUUUGAUUUUCAGUGUGAACACCUGUUUACAACCACCUGUGCAACAGUCACACACAAGGAGAGCUGCAGGGACAGAUGGAGUCUGACCCUUAACUACCAGUUGGUGUCACUGUGCACCAACUGCUCAGUUUUCUCCGACACCAUGUCCUUACCUGCUUUCGUUGUAUCCAGGAGCGUCUCACCUACAGUAUCUUUGUGACUUUGGCUGAGAGUUGUUAAAAUUAUGAUGGAAACAUCAUCCUUAAACGUUUAGUAGAAAGCAAAUCCUUCAUGGAAAAGUAACAUCUACUCAAGUUCUGUGUACUUGACUUGACUUGACUUGUACUUGACAAAGCUUUUUCUGAAAAAUACACACAACCACUACAAUCUCUAAUAUCUACUGUACAGUUGCUAAGUAAUUCAACAUACAUCUGUCAAACUGCUGAGGAUUGCAUGAGCCAAAAAAAAAAAAAAAAAAAAAAAAAUUCCGCACAUCAGAAGUCAGAUAUUUCAUUUUUUGCCAACAUCCUUAUCUACACCUUCUCACCUAUCCUUUAAUGUACUCUCCCUGUCUGUUAUUGCAAACAUACUGAACAUAACCCAAUCUAUAUUCAUAAAGAACUUAAAAAGUUACCAGAGCUCUCAGACUGUUUGAUCUGUUAUUUUCCUCCUGAAUGUUACAGGCCAGUGGUGUGCAACCUUUAGUAUCAAAAGAGCCAUUUUUGGACAAAACAAAAAGAAAAAGAAAAAUGCCUAGAGCUACAAAAACAUAUUUGAUCCUUAUGCUCUGGAGCUGCAGGUUGCCUACCCCUGGUAUAGGUGGUCCUAUGGCCAUAAAUGUGAAGGAAUAUUCUAAUCAAAUUAGUUUAGCCAACUUAAAACACUUUCUCCUUUGCCAAAUAAAAAAAAUUGCAUUCAAAUCUUUAACUUCUUUUUAUUGACAUUUCUUACUUUGAACUUUUAAUUACCCUUGUCACCUCUGAGACUCACCCUGGCCUAGUCUCUAACGAAACUUGAUGUCAAUGAAUUUGUGGAGGUGGGGAGUACAAGGAAGACUGCAUUACAUUUCUGGAAUGGCAUGUGUUGCAGAUCACAUUAGGCCCUUUGGCACAAGCCACGGGGAAGUUGUUGAAAGAAAUGCCUGUCAUAAGGAAGGAGAAGCUCACAAAGAUGCAGAGAGAGGAAUGGGAGGGAGGGAGCAUGCGUGUGUGUGUGUCUGUAUCAGCGGAUCAGAGGAGAGUGAAAGCAACACAGAUUAACUACGAAAGGAAAGCCAGACUUGUUUUUCCUGUUUCUGCAUAUCUCGAGAAGGUGGGACGUCCUCGUGUAAACAGCUAAGCUCAGUGCUCAAACAGCUCAGCACCAGGACUGGUCUCUGUGCCUUUUUUUAAAGACUCAAACCACAAUAAAAGAUGUCUAAAUCACCGCCUCCAGUGGUCCCCAGAAAGCAUUCAGGUGUCAGAGUCAUGAUAAUUCCAGGACAGCAGCCCGCUCCUACUGGUCUGCCUACCUACACAGGUUUUGGCAAAGAGAAUGGUGCCAGUGGGGAGUCAAAUCAUACAUCUCUACUUAAUGCAGAGAGAGAAGUGGAGAUUAUGAAUCACUGCUUUGACGAUGUGGAGCGAUUCAUGGCACGCUUGCAGCAGACAGCUGAGGCCCAGACUAUUCUCAACCAAAGGAGGAAAAAGAGAAGCAGAAAGAGCAAGAAGAAGGAGGAUCAUGAUGAUGAUUUGUUGACCCUGAAAGCUCUCCCUCCGUCUGAGGAAGAAUUUGUAGACAUCUUUCAAAAAAUCAAGUACUCCCUCAGUCUGCUGGAUCGUCUCAAGUCAUCCAUCAAACAGCCUGACGCACCAGAGCUGCUGCAUUCCAUCUUUGUACCUCUUAGACUGAUGGUGAAGACCACUGGAGGGCCAGCGUUAGGAGCGUCGGUGCUCAGUCCUGCUAUGACCAGUGGUGCUGUUUCACUGCUUCAGGAGCAUCUGACCAAAGAUGAAAAGGAGCUCUGGACUUCAUUAGGGCCCAACUGGAUUUCACCCUGUUCGCAACUCAGUGUGUCUGUCCCUCCAUACUCACCUGUCUUCCUGGAUGGGUGGCAGCCUCAGGCUUAUGACUCAACUGGCCAGCUUUGCGAAGAUCCGAUCCAGUCGCAGCACAAACAAGAUGCUCUCAUGGAAAGUAGGGGGACGCGAAAUCUACAGGUGCAAGCUCGACAGAUAGCACAGAGCCCGGGUGAAGGCACUGAUGAAGUAGAAGGAAAUGGGCUUCCACCAGAGGGUGAGAGACUUUUCUGCUGCAGUUACGACUUUGUGGCCAGAAACAGCAGUGAGCUCUCUGUGCUACAAGGAGAAACAUUAGAGGUCAUCGAGUCGUCGAAGCGGUGGUGGAAGUGUCGGAAUCGCUUUGACCAGAUAGGAUUUGUCCCCUUUAAUAUCCUGGAGCCUCUGUCUGCGUUGAAUAACACUGGGGGAGGCAGCCCCGUGGUACUUAGAGAUUCAAAGACGCCCCUUUCCCCUCGGACAAAGUACUUCUCAUAUGCUCCACCAAGCCCAGUUAGGACUAGUCCUGCUGCUACAAGCCCAAUGCGACCACAGAGCAUGGUUCUACCAUCUCAAAUGAUGCAAGGAGAAGACAGUGACCCAGUCCUGAUAAUAAAUGAUGAGCUCCUUCAGCGGCUAGCUGGGAGAAGAGACUCAGCCCGUCCGCCGGUGGUCCCCCGCACAGCUGACACUUCUACUCCCCUGAACUACCACUCACCAGCUGUUGAGGUGAAGGCCUGGCUCAACACCAAGGGCUUCAGCCAACAGACAGUACAGAGUCUGGGCAUUUUAAAUGGAGCGCAGCUUUUUUCCCUGGAUAAAGGUGAACUCUGCACCGUGUCACCGGACGAAGGCCAGAGAGUCUACAGCCAAAUUAUGGUGCAGAAGGCCCUUCUUGAGGAUGUGCGCAAAGCAACAGAACUAGAGACGGCAAUGGAGAAACAAAAGCUGAAGAUCGACCUGAACUUGGAGAGUGAUAUAGUGUGACGGACAUCCACUAACAGACAUGGCAACAAAGAUCAAUGGAGAUCAAUGUGGUUAAGCAUAUACAGUGAUGGUGCAGCUGAAUUGUAUUCUUUUAAUCGUACAUGCUGUAUAUCUACAUGCUACAAAUUCAUCAACAAAAGUAAGCUGCGUUAAAAGUAAAGCUCACUCACUAACACUCUGAUUGAUGAUGGGACUAUUUUGGAUUUUUACAUGUAUUUAAGAAAGAGGGGCUUUAAAACUUCAACUUCUUGCCAGAGUUUUACUUCAAGGUUCUGUAUACAUUGUUCAGAGCAUUAAUAUAGCAGAGAACCAAUAUUUGGAGUAAUGGCAUCCUGAGCAGAGAAUGAAGUCAGACUACCUCUGUGUGUGUUGUUAUCCAGGCCUCUUUGUUUGCUGCUUUGGUAGCCAGUCCUGCCAUAUGUACAUUUAUUGCAUUUAACGCCUCAUUCCCGCAUAGCUCUGUGUACAUUAGCAUGUCAGCUGAAAGUCCAUUCAUUCCUGUGAGAAUCUCAAGAUCGCCAAUGGAUUUGCUAAACUUUUGGACUGAAUGCACUGUUCUACAGGAAAUUUGCAUAAAAAUGAAUUAGCUGACAGAUUGAUGAAUGAUUGAUGAUACAUUCUUCCUUAGUAAAAAGUUUGACGGCAAGUUUAGCUAUCUAACACUGGUAGCAUGUUAACUGUGUUACAUGUAAUGUGCAUGCAACAGGCUCCAUUCGCAUAAUCCACAAGACUAGGUGGUUGAAAAUGCUUAAAAUUAACUUUUCUGCCAUUUCUACUGUGGCAUUUUUAUCUUUUCAUGAAAAUAUUUCCUUGUGUUGACCACUAGGGGCCUACUCUGUAUACUAUACGCAAAUACACAGCCUUGCUGCCAAUUUUCCCCAGUGGCCACUCACUCGCAAAGAAAAAACCUGUGGCCUAAAAAGCAUUCUCCCCAUAGACCGUCAUUGUAAAAGAGGUGUCUGGACACCUCAAACUGCAAACAAGGUCAUAUAUGACUCUUUUUUGAAUUUUUGAUUCAUGGAGGUUUUAUAUUUGUAAAACUUUCCUCAAGCCGAGAAAAGCAAUUUAAAAAUUCAUGAGAUCAUCACAACUAGUGGGAGAAACACUACUGCGCAUAUUCAGUGGGCUGUGGAAGAAAGCCCUAAAAUUAAACUUUUUUUUGGUGGAUGCACCAGGUGAGCAAUUCCAUUGCAAUGAAUAGGUGCCAUCUUGGGAUCCAGUAUCUAGGUAUUAUUAUUUUAAAUUAUGGUAAAUACUGACACAAAACAAAACUCUGUGGAAACAAGUCAAAAGUCCCUGUCUGCACCAAUACAGCAGCUCCAGGUUAACAAUGUUAAUUUGACACUGUUGCCAGCUUAUCCAUUUCCAUGUUGAGAACCCAUCCAUCCAUUUUCUAACUGCUUAUCCUCUUGAGGGUCGCAGGGGGGCUGGAGCCCAUCCCAGCUGACCUUGGGUGAGAGGCAGGGUACACCCUGACUAUCAGACUAUCUCAGGGCUGACUCUUAGAGACAGACAACCAUUCACACCUAUGGACAAUUUAUAGAGUCACCAAUCAACCUGUCCCCAACCUGCAUGACUUUGGACUGUAGGAGGAAGCCGGAGUACCCCGAGAAAACCCAUGCUCCCAACCCAAUUCCGCACAGAAGGGCUCCCAUACCCGGGAUCGAAACAGGAACCUUCUUGCUGUGAGGCGACAGUGCUAACCCCCACACCAUUGUGCCUCCCCUAUGUUGAGAACCGUGUGCAGACAAUCUGUAUCAGACUGUGCAUCAUAGAUAUGCUCUGAAUGUUGUAUACAGCUCCUUCAAGCUAUUCUGACCGUUUGGUGUUCAUAGUAUGUUUUACAAUUUAAAAAUUUCUGUCAU
Epinephelus moara (kelp grouper) is the source of this 6112-nucleotide messenger RNA. RefSeq names its product eps8 like 1a (gene eps8l1a). NCBI's taxonomy places the organism in Eukaryota, Metazoa, Chordata, Actinopteri, Perciformes, Serranidae. Gene Ontology annotation, cellular component: plasma membrane; vesicle; ruffle membrane. The record is from RefSeq and is a predicted model, not a curated record. Bases 2637 to 4247 code for a protein of 536 amino acids. The transcript has 14 exons. Gene Ontology annotation, biological process: regulation of Rho protein signal transduction; Rho protein signal transduction; positive regulation of ruffle assembly. Gene Ontology annotation, molecular function: actin binding.